Messenger RNA from Solanum pennellii, 1374 nucleotides. RefSeq names its product U-box domain-containing protein 4. The transcript is spliced from 3 exons. Bases 165 to 1157 code for a protein of 330 amino acids. Gene Ontology annotation, cellular component: nucleus; cytoplasm. Gene Ontology annotation, molecular function: protein binding. The record is from RefSeq and is a predicted model, not a curated record. Lineage: Eukaryota; Viridiplantae; Streptophyta; Magnoliopsida; Solanales; Solanaceae.
AAGAGAAUCUUGAAAAGGGAUACAUAUUACAUACUCAUCAAGCAACCCAAUAUACUUGCUACCUUUUUAUUAAACACACAUAUAUAUAUAUAUAUAAAAGAGAAACAAAAUAUUGAUAAACAAACAAGUGGUGACUAAAGGGUGGCAGAGGGGGUUUCCAAGCCAUGGAAGAAAUGGUGGUGGAAGCUCUCCUCUUUGGUGAUAGACAAGCACAACUCCUUGCUGCAAGACAACUUGCUCAAUUUUCCAGCAAGCAAAGGCACAAAAUAGCCGAAAAAGGCGUUGUUCCUCCAUUGAUUUUGAUGAUGAGUACUAAUGAUUGUGAAGUUAUUGAAGCUGCACUCUUUGCUCUCCUUAGCAUAGCAUUUCGCAGUGAAAGGAACAAGAUACUCAUAGCAAAGUCAGGGGGUAUAACAGUGUUAUUAGAUGUAAUUCAAUGCGAAAACAAGUUGUUAGUAGAGCUAGGAGUGGCAUUUCUCUUGACCCUCUCUUCUUGUGGUUCAAACAAGAUGGCAAUUGCUUCAUUUGGGGCUAUCCCAAUUCUACUUGAAUUGUUAAAUUCACAAUCCUACAACAACAUGAGCUUCCAAGCUAAUUUGGAUAUCUUGUCAACACUUCACAAUCUUUCAACUUGCAAUCAGCUCAUCCCUUCCAUUGUUUCAUAUGGAGGGGUAGCUACCUUGAUCCGACUAGUCAACCUUACCUCGGAGUUGGUAAUGGAAAAGGCUGUGGUGUUGCUAGAGAAUCUUGUUUCUUCAUCAAGAAUUGCACUAGAGGAGGCUGCAAGAACAGAGGGAGCAAUCCAGUGUUUGGUGGAGGCCAUGGAGGAAGGUUCAAGACAAUGUAAAGAACAUGCAGUGGCAAUUCUACUCCUAAUAUGCGAUAGCUGCAGAGACAGAUACAGAGGAAUGAUCUUAAGGGAAGGAGCAAUGGCAGCAUUGCUUCAGUUGAGCGUUGAUGGGACAAGGAGAGCGAGAGACAAGGCCAAAAGACUGCUUUUUCUUCUAAGAGACUGCUCAAAUUGUGGCCAAACGACUAAACAGAAGAAGAAUAUUGUGUUAUUUGAGCAAAUUAUGAGACAGAUUGAACAAGUAGGAGAACCAGAAGGGAUGUCAGUUGCUAACUUAGAGGAAAUGAUUUCAAAACUUAGAACAUGACAUUUUCAUGUGAUAGAUGUUCAAGUUGUGUUGAUAGUAGCAGUAGAAUCAUUUGCUUUCCGAGUUUUGGAAAGGGGUAAAGGAUUAAUCCUAUUAGAUCAUAAUAUCUGCACAAACUUAUAGGGUUUAGAUAGUUUCUUGCACUACAGUACUAUUUUACUAUUUUGCUAAUAUUGAAGUUUUAGUGUUGAAAUAUUAGUUUGAUGAAUAUAUCAAA